AUGUACUUUCUCUUAUUCAUUCUCCUCAUCUCUAUACUCGCAGCCUAUGCCACAAGGGCACACUGGGUACCAAAGAUCGGCGAGCUGCGGGAACGAUUCCACUACACCCGUCUCCCCUUCUUCCGGUCCGAAGACGACAGCUCCUUUGCACAAAACAUCGAAGAAGGACUCACCUCCUCCACCUUUGACAUCCACCAGAACCUCUUGGGGGGCGAUGAGAGACACGGACUGGAGAACACGGAAGAGAUUCGCAAGCUCAUGAAGAAGUACAAGUGCAACUUUGACCAGGCACGUCUGAUUCAGCAGCAGAACAAGAUGAAGGCGAAUGGAAUUGACCCCCGAACAGGAGUUCCCAUCGACCCCAAGGCUGUCUACUUUAGUUAA
Molecule: messenger RNA, 384 nt
Organism: Linnemannia hyalina
Lineage: Eukaryota; Fungi; Mortierellomycota; Mortierellomycetes; Mortierellales; Mortierellaceae
Source: the annotation of a GenBank genome assembly